Brugia malayi is the source of this 330-nucleotide messenger RNA. RefSeq lists its product as uncharacterized. The transcript has 3 exons. Bases 1 to 330 code for a protein of 109 amino acids. Lineage: Eukaryota; Metazoa; Nematoda; Chromadorea; Rhabditida; Onchocercidae. The record is from RefSeq and is a predicted model, not a curated record.
AUGUUCAGUACUUUCCAAACAUUUCUAAUUAUUGCAUUUAUUGAACAAUUUUUAACUCAACCUAUCGAUGAAAUCUCUCCAACACCAAAAAAUGAAAAUCAGCAAAUAUGCUUAAUAUGUCAAGAGAAGCAACAAAGAUACGAUGAUGGCGAUGAUGGAGAUGGAAUAAAAAUUGCUCCAUUACUUGAAUAUGAUAAAACAAUGGGAAUUGAUAAUCUUGAUGAAAUUGAAAAUGAAGUAUUACUGAUCAAUUCAACGGCAUGGCUGCAAAAUCCAACUGAUCCAAAAGAUUGGAAAGAUGAAGUAGCGAAGGUUACAGUUUCGAUUUAA